This is a messenger RNA of Calypte anna (Anna's hummingbird), 1924 nucleotides long. It is a transcript of the gene TPP1, whose product is annotated as tripeptidyl peptidase 1. Gene Ontology annotation, molecular function: tripeptidyl-peptidase activity; serine-type endopeptidase activity. The coding region runs from base 16 to 1809 and encodes 597 amino acids. The record is from RefSeq and is a predicted model, not a curated record. Gene Ontology annotation, biological process: central nervous system development; proteolysis. NCBI's taxonomy places the organism in Eukaryota, Metazoa, Chordata, Aves, Apodiformes, Trochilidae. The transcript has 13 exons.
GGAGCUGCUGGGAACAUGGGGAGAGGUCCUGCAGCUUUCCCUGGAGCGGGUUCCAUCCUCCUGGAACGGGAACCUCCAGCCCGAACCCAGGUGCCGGGAGGUCCCCGCCGCGCUGCUGCUGUGCGCGGCCGCCUGGAGCUGCGCCGCGGGCCAUGCCCCGGAGCCGGACCAGCUGUUCCGCGUGCCCCCGGCUGGACCCACAGCGGCCGUGUGGACCCCCGGCACGGGGUGCAGUUGACCUUCGCCCUGCGGCAGCGCGGUGCCCAGCGCCUCGCACAAAUCGUCGACGCCGUCUCGGACCCCCGCUCGCCACGAUACGGGCAGUACCUGUCCCUGGAGCAGGUGAGGGACCUGGUGCAGCCGUCCCCCACCACUCUGCUGACGGUGCUGAAGUGGCUGCAGGGGCACGGCGUGGAGAACUGCCAGAGUGUCACCACCAGGGACUUCGUGGAGUGCCACAUGCCAGCCAGCACAGCUGAGCGUCUCCUGCCCGGGGCCGAGUUCCACCGCUUUGUGAAGGGUCAGCAGAGCACCGUGCGCUCCCCACGCCCCUACACUGUCCCUGACGAGCUGGCCCAGCACCUCGACUUUGUGAGUGGCCUGCACCGCUUCCCCCCUGAGAGGAGGGGGUCCAGCAGCACCAGGGACACAAAGGAUGUGGGGUCGGGGCAGCCCCCCCGUGGGGUGGCAUUCCACCUGGGGGUGACACCCUCCAUCCUGAGGAAGAGGUACAACAUGACAGCUGGGGACGUCGGGGUGGUGGCCAACAACAGCCAAGCCUGUGCACAGUUCCUGGAGCAGUAUUUCCACCAGGCUGACCUGGCUGAGUUCAUGCAGCUCUUUGGUAGCAGCUUUGCCCAUCGCUCCCAAGUUGACCGAGUGGUUGGGCACCAGGGCAGGGGCAAGGCUGGGCUGGAGGCCAGCCUGGAUGUGGAGUACAUCAUGAGCACGGGUGCCAACAUCUCCACCUGGGUCUUCAGCAACUCAGGGCGACACGAGAGCCAGGAGCCCUUCCUGGCCUGGCUGCUGCUGCUCAGCAACAUGUCCUCCCUGCCCUGGGUGCACACAGUCAGCUACGGGGACGACGAGGACAGCCUCUCCCUGGCCUACAUGGAGAGGGUCAACCUGGAGUUCAUGAAGGCUGCUGCACGGGGCCUCACCAUCCUCUUUGCCUCAGGUGACGACGGUGCAGGGUGCAGGAGGGUCCCUGGUGGGAACCACACUUUCCGGCCCAGCUUUCCAGCCUCCAGCCCCUAUGUCACCACAGUGGGUGGCACGUCCUUCAAGAACCCCUUCCUGGUGACAGCUGAGGUGACCGACUACAUCAGUGGCGGGGGCUUCAGCAACGUCUUCCCCAUGCCGCAGUACCAGGCUGCUGCCGUGGGUCGGUUCCUGCGAUCGGCCCCCAAGCUGCCCCCCGGCUCCUACUUCAACCGCAGCGGCCGCGCGUACCCCGACGUGGCCGCCCUCUCCGACAACUACUGGGUGGUGACCAACCGUGUCCCCCUGCCCUGGGUGUCCGGGACCUCGGCCUCCACCCCGGUGGUGGGGGGUAUGGUGGCCCUGAUCAAUGACCGGCGGCUGGGGAGGGGGCUGCCGCCCCUCGGCUUCCUCAACCCCGCGCUCUACCGCCUGGCGGGGGGCGGCCACAGCGACGCCAUCUACGACGUGACGCACGGCUGCCACCUCUCCUGCCUGGAUGGCACCGUGCAGGGUCAAGGCUUCUGCGCGGGCCCCGCCUGGGACCCUGUCACCGGAUGGGGCACCCCCAACUUCCCGGGGCUGCUGCGGGCGCUGUUGGCGCCAUGAGCCCCCGGGACCGAGACCGCCGGCACGGGAACCGAGACCACCCGAACCGAGACCCCCGGCACCGGGACCCAGCGGGGGCACGUGGGCGGGGCUAAUAAACUGCUGGCCACGCCCC